This is a messenger RNA of Solea solea (common sole), 5075 nucleotides long. It is a transcript of the gene bend3, whose product is annotated as BEN domain containing 3. NCBI's taxonomy places the organism in Eukaryota, Metazoa, Chordata, Actinopteri, Pleuronectiformes, Soleidae. The record is from RefSeq and is a predicted model, not a curated record. Gene Ontology annotation, cellular component: heterochromatin. Bases 371 to 2836 code for a protein of 821 amino acids. Gene Ontology annotation, molecular function: DNA binding. The transcript is spliced from 4 exons. Gene Ontology annotation, biological process: rDNA heterochromatin formation.
CUUAGUUUAUACUGAAUUAAUACGACAUAAUAAUCAAUAAUUACUGUUAACCGCUGCUAACAGCUAACAGCUAACGGUACAGUAAAGGGCUUCGUUGUCACGCCCGUGGGGCCGUGUACUCUCCAGUGUGGCCUUCAUUCUUCUUCCCCUCUCUCCCACAGCUGUGCGGAAGUGACACAGCGGGCGCGCGCCGUGGUCACGUCACGCGAGAAAGCACAGAAGCAUAGCGAGAGAGAGAGAGAGCGAGAGAGGGGGAAAAUGUCAACAACAAGAACAAUACUUUCCUACAAAUAAAGCACCGCCUUGGGGCCGCGGACAUGUCCGACAUGUUGUUUAUACGACCGAGGACUCGCGUGGACUCGUGAAGGCUAUGAAUUUCUCUGAGCAUGGGGAAGUUUCAGAUGAAGCGAUGCUUGAGAAAGAACACAAGCAUGUCCGGGACAUUAAGGAGGAGACAGAGGACCGUGCUAUUUGCAAACAGCCCGAAGGACUUGGAGCUGGAUCUCAUGAGGCCUCAGAGGCUGGUAAACGGACAUCAGCAGAGAUGGACCCUGACACAAUCCAGUCCAACAGCAGCAAGAGAGCCAGAGUCUCUGGUGAGAUGAGGAGGCACUUGAUUGAUGUGAGCGGCAGACAUGAGCCUCUGUGCCUCACCACAACUGGAGAGAAGGACUGCAUUCAGGAGACAACCAGAGUUUCCUACAGAAAGCCUCUCUUCAGCAUCUCCCACAGGAUCUCAGAGAAGAGGAACACUCCGGGUCUGGAGCAGCAGGCCAGUCAUGGCGCCGGAAAUCAGCUCAACUUCAGCAGCAUCCUCUCAACCAAGCUCCAAAUUCCAGAGGAAAACGGCCAAGUGGAGAGCCCCCUCCCCAGCACAGACAGUUCAGGCCAAGCUUCAACAACAACAACAAACUCUAGCCUUUAUCCUCUGAUUGAGAAAAUGUUUUUCAUUCUCAAUACCCUUAAUUCAAGCAUGACACAGCUUCACAGCAAAGUUGACUUGUUGACCCUGGAAGUCAUGCGGAUCAAAAAGCAGGUCAAACCAGCUGAGAUGUCGACAGAGUUCGCGCCUCCGCCUGAAUAUCUACUCACAAGUGACGAAUUGAACCAGCUAAUGGAGCAGACGUCCUGUGCUGGGGAGCUUGGCUGUCGGCUGCUGGUGCAUCUCUUCCCGGAGCUGUUCAAAGCCAGAGAGUGCUCUCAUGAGUGCAUGGCGAGCAAGAGAACACUUGAGUCUUUACAUCUGCAGCUGAUUCGUAACUACGUCGAGGUUUGUUACCCUUCAGUUAAGAACAACAGUAUCUGGGAGGAAGAGUGUCUCCUCCAGAUCAAUGAUUUCUUUAAUCGUUUCUGGACGCAGAGGGACGUUGAUGGCGCUCGGCUGCUCAGGAAGCAGACCAUCACUGGUGCUGGGAUAAAAACGGAGCAUCCUCAAACAUAUCAUUUCAUUAACGAACAGGGUCAGGAAGAGCAUUUUGCUCUGGAUGAUCAGCAAGGCAGCCUGGCGGUCUCAGAUGCCUCCUUCAAAACGCAAGCCUCAGAGGAGCUUGACGAGUUCUCUUCCCCUGAGGACUUAAUUGUUUUUCUAAUGCAUCGUCUUUUCCCUGAGGUGUUUGAAGGGGGGAAGAUGCCUGAAGGCUGUAGCAGUUUCAGUAGAGUGGGGCAGCAAAUUCUGGACUCUGACAAGAUGGACGUAAUCCGAAAGUAUAUGGAGGCAAAUUUCCCUGAUGUGCCGGAGGACAGCUGGCUCCAGGUCUGCAUUCAGCUUAUGGAGGAUGCACUUGAGGGUCCGCACAGUAAUGGCAAUGGGAGUGAACCUGAUAAUAUGAACGACGAGGGCUAUGAACUGACCAGCCUUUCAGAAGAUGUUUCUAAUAUUAAAGUACCAGAAUUGGCAGAUUAUGAAAGACCCAGUCGCAAAGCCAAAAAGUCACUGCUCACACCCAUGGAUUUUGACAAUUUGGAUAUUCCUCUACCAGACUUUACCAUCCCCCAAGAGUACCUUUUGUCCAGGGAGCAGCUGAAGAAAAACUAUGAAUGUUCACUGUCCAUUGGAAACUUUGCCUCCCGGCUGCUGGUGCUCAUGUUUCCCGAGCUGUUUACCCAUGAGAACAUAAGAAAGCAGUACAACUGUAGUGGUUCACUUGGAAAAAAGCAGCUUGAUCCUGUUCGCGUAAACCUGAUCCGUCAUUAUGUGCAGGUAGUCUACCCGCAGGCCAAGAAUGACAGAGUGUGGAUGUUAGAAUUUGUGGGAAAACUUGAUGAGAGGUGUAGGAGACGUGACACAGAGCAGAGGAGAUCCUACCUGCAGCAACGCAAAGUGUAUGGUCCAGAGUCAGAGCAGGACUUUCUCUGCCAGCUCAACCAGCUCCAUCCAGAUAUCAGAGAGGAUCUCGAUAUCCCUUCUUUACCUCCUGAGAAAAGCAGCAAAGACUUCUGCAAAAUCCCCCUCGAUGAACUGACUGUAUCUAAACCUGACUUCCCUGUACCUUCUCUCUACCUGCUCUCAGACAUUGAGGUACGGGAAAUCGUACAGCAGAGUCUCUCUGUUGGGAACUUUGCUGCUCGCCUUCUCGUGCGCCUCUUCCCUGAACUCUUCACUCCGGAGAACCUGAGGCUGCAAUACAAUCAUUCCGGGGCCUGCAACAAGAAGCAGCUUGACCCUGUGCGCCUCAGAUUGAUCCGUCACUAUGUGGAAGCGGUGUAUCCUGUGGAUAAGAUGGAGGAGGUGUGGCACUAUGAAUGUGUGCCAAGCAUUGACGAACGCUGCCGGCGCCCCAAUCGCAAGAAGUGUGACAUUCUUAAGAAGGCCAAGAGGUCAAGCACUGUGUCCUAGUUACAGUUACUUUGCUGUUAUUUGUCAUAAAAUGAUUGCACAUUAUACAAGCUGAAACCACAUCGUUGAACUUUUACAAACUGUCCAUGUAGGAUGAAGCCAAGCUGUUUAUGAGUUUAUUCAGUCAUGUUCUUGGUCAUAUUUUACCUUUAGGCUACAGCAGUUGAUGUUGAAGUUAAAGUUAUUGUUUAGUUUUUUUGGAAGUUUGUUUGUAUGAGGUACUGACACACAGUCAACACUGAAAUCCACCAAUGCAUCACCAUGAGCCAGCCUGAGACACAGACGCUUGCACUCACUGAGAACAUGGCUGUUAGUGUGGACACAAGGUACAAAUAAUGCCGCUUUUUCACUAGCGAUAGCACCUGGUGCUUUCUUUAGUACUUGCUCUGGCUCUCCUAAAUAUUUUCAUAGACUCUUAAUUGAUUUAUUCUUUGAAGCAUGAAUAUUAAUCAAUUGCAAUGCCUUGACUUUAGUGAAGUAAUUACGCACAGUCCCAGCCAUAACAACAAAAUUAGAAAACAAUGCUACAGAAUUGACAUAAUCAUUUCUUUCAGUGUUUCGGUUUUCAGUUUCGGCCAACAAUUUUCAUUUCAAAAAGACUUAGAAAUCCCUAAAACAUGCUUUAAUCUCCAACAAAUAGGAAGGAAAUUUCUAAAAUCUCCAUAUAUAGCAGAAGAGUCCGGUGUAUUUAGCGACAGCACUGCCAAAAGCUGGUGAUUGUGAGCCGAAUCACAGCCCAUCCAUCCAUCCAUUCAUCUUUUAUCGUUUUAUCCUCCACAUGAGGGUCGCAGGGGGCGCUGGUGCCAAUCCCAGUUGACCCAGGUCGAAAGGCGAGGUACACCCCGGACAGGUCACCAGUCCAUCACAGGGACACAUAUAGAGCAAAACAAGCAUUCAAAUCACAACCCCUUCCGCUGUAUCCCAGUUCCGUGUCUGCGCUCUAGUCAUGCAGGAAGUACUGAACGAUUCUGUGAAUGAAUCUUUUUAAUGAACUGAUUCUAAUGAUUCAAUACACCAAAAAGAACUGCAUUGCCCAUCACUAGUUUCUGUGUUUGUGUUGGGUAUAAAAAAAAAAAGAGUAGAGCCGAGUAGUGCUAGAACUGUUUAAUGGAAAAGCGCCAUCAUUUACAAGACCCCAUCCAUCCUUCCAUCCGUCUUCUACCGCUUUAUCGUCCACAUGAGGGUCGCAGGUGGCGCUGUUGGGCAAAAAGCGGGGUACACCCUGGACAGAUCUUACAAAAGACUUGCCUAUUACUACUUCUACAGUGAAAAUAUGCUGAUUUUGCCUUUUGUAGCUGGAAACUGAAAUGUGUAAACCACUGACUCUUGCACCAAAGUCCAUAGAGAAAAGCUGCAUUUUUUGCUUUGAUCAUUUUGUGAGCUGCUGGUCAACUGUUGCCUCAUUUGUUAAGUUUGUGUCACGCAGGUGAAUCUUUUACCACCAAAGCCACAAACUACUUUGGUGAACUUACUGAUGGAGGUAGAUUUAGGUCAACAACUACUGUGUGCUGUGUUGUUAAAUCACUAAUGAGCCUUUUUUAAGUGGCUAACAUCAGUUUCCUCUUCAUGUCUGCAGUCAGGGUGUGUGUCCGUGUCUCAGGCUGAAUGUCCGUGUCUCAGGCUGGUUCCUGGCAAUGGAGACGCUUACAGUGAAGUCAGCACUGACUCUGUCAGUACGCUAUAAAACCACACUUCAAAAAACCUCAGCUAUCUAUUUUAAUGUAGUCUUAUUAAUGUUGGAUAAAGCGGGGGGGAAAAAAAACUGCUUCUAUUUAAAAGCCAAAACUGUCAUAGCUUAUCUAACAUUCUUUGUUCUUAAAUGUUGUAGCCUUAACAACAAUAACAAUGACAGUAGCUGAUAACAUCGAUCACACCUUUGCUCUAUGGCUAGAUAGAAUUCCUAAUGAUGUGAUGUAGAGAUGGGUGACAAAUUAAAGGAAAAACCCAAAUAAGUGUGAGCGGAGAAACACGAUGACUGUGAACAUGAUAUAGUUUGGCCUUUACAGUCACCAGACUUCAGUUGAACACAUACAGGAGAUGGUGAUAAUGUCCUGGUGGUUAUUCCUGUAAUUUGUUGCCUGUAUGUAUUGCCAUUACAGUUACUGAUGUAGCAUUGUGCCACCACAGUUUUAAUAACAAUGUGCUUAUGUUAAGCCUUCUUAUCAAAAUUUAUAUUAUAAAGACGAUUUAACAUGACUCAUGAAAACUUCUUUCUAAUAAAAUCUUAAUAUAAAUAUGA